UUUAAUGAGUUUAUCUUGGUUACCUGCACAAGCAAUAUGUCGGACGGUCAAUCAGGAAAAAAAGGCCCUCAGCCUAAAACUGGAUCUCCAAAUCAAGUCCAGCAUCAUGACGGACAGGGACCCCCUCCCCAGUAUUCAGGACAGUCUGGCCCAAUAACGGGUCAACCGGGACCUGGACAACCAUUUGGUUACCAUACCACCAACACCACUGUGGUUGUACAACAACAGGCCCCAACUCGACCUCCAAAACGGAACUGGAGCACAGGCGUAUGUGGUUGUUUUGAAGAUUUUGGAUCCUGCUGUGCCGUGUUCUUUUGUCCACAAUUUUACAUGUGUUACCUGUCCAAUAAGCUCGGAGAGUCAUGCUGUCUGCCAUGUGCAAUCUCUGGAACCGGUGCAUUGAUUCCUCUCCGAACCAAGAUCCGUGCAGAGAACAACAUCCAUGGCAGUAUCUGUGAUGACUGUUGUAUGGUCUGCUGGUGUCCACAAUGCGUCAUGUGUCAACUGUCACGUGAAUACGACAACAUCCAGCUGAACCACAUUCACUGACAUUUAACCAUCAUUGCUGUUACACCACAAUAUGUAUAGUGUUUUUGGGGUGAAACAUUAGAAUAAGCUGUGAUACUCUAUUUUGACAUAUAUAUUACAUAUAAAUGUAUCGUAAAACUGUUGAAUUUUUUUUAAUUUGAUCUUUCCAUUGUUGAUAUAGUAUUCCUUUUUCUGUGUAAAAAGCAAGAGAUUUUGUAUAAAAUUUAUAUGAUCAUACAUUUUUACCUAGUAUGGACCCAUAAUAAGUAGAAAAAUGGUUAUUUUUAAGGAAUUUCUUUGAAUUUUGUAAAACUUCUAGCAUCUCUUUUUUCUUUCUUUUUUGUGCUUGUACCCCCUUCCCCCCUUAAAACAUAUUCUGAAAAUGAGAUUUUUAUUGCUAGAAUAUUUGGAGAUCGCUUAAAUUUAUUUACAAAAAAGCAUCCAAGAAAAAAUGAUCAUAGUUGUUAGAGUUUUCUUAUAUCUUUCUUUUGUCGAAUUGGUUCUUAUCAAAUAAGUAAUGCAUUGCUAUUUUUAUUCUUGAAAAAAUCCCCUUUUAAAAAAGAUAAUGAUUAUAAUUUUCGUUUUCAAAAUUUCAUUUUUAACGAAGCAUCCUGGAUACAUGUAGUGGAUAUUCAAAUUGUGGCCACCGGGAGAGAAUUAACUGAAGAUAAAGAAGCAGAUCAGAUCAUAACUGAAAAAAAUGUCAAGAAGUUUUUUUCAGCACUUCAAAUCAGGAAUGCGAAAUCAUUAUUCGAGUAACCCUUUUGUAUAUACCCAGAAAGCAGAAAGUCCUUAUGAACUAAAGUGCUUUACCAGGUAACCUUGUAUGGAAAUUGCAUACACUGCACUAGAAAUAAAGUUUUGUAAACAACA
Messenger RNA from Saccostrea echinata, 1401 nucleotides. Its product is annotated as cornifelin homolog. The coding region runs from base 37 to 549 and encodes 170 amino acids. The transcript is spliced from 5 exons. The record is from RefSeq and is a predicted model, not a curated record. NCBI's taxonomy places the organism in Eukaryota, Metazoa, Mollusca, Bivalvia, Ostreida, Ostreidae.